Fundulus heteroclitus (mummichog) is the source of this 3403-nucleotide messenger RNA. RefSeq names its product eosinophil peroxidase. Bases 114 to 2684 code for a protein of 856 amino acids. Lineage: Eukaryota; Metazoa; Chordata; Actinopteri; Cyprinodontiformes; Fundulidae. Gene Ontology annotation, molecular function: heme binding; peroxidase activity. Gene Ontology annotation, biological process: response to oxidative stress. The transcript has 17 exons. The record is from RefSeq and is a predicted model, not a curated record.
UCCAAUGGAAGUUGUUCUGCUAUUGUUCGAAGGUUUCUAGAUAAGGUUGUUAAUUCUAUGAGUUGACCAGAAGCUGUGACUGAUUGGCUAAAAACGGCAUUUCCUGCAACACAAUGAUAAGGAAGAAGGAAAUGCAUUUCUUGACAGUAGCCUCACCUGCUCAUCCCCUAAAAGGUGUGGAGGCCUUGGGUGGAUCUGCUAUAUAUAUAAGGAGGGCCACAUGGACAAACACAGCAUCAUUACCUCCAGAUCUCAAGGAGCACCUGAACCACCACUACACAGAGAUGCUUCUCUCUGUCCUUCUUAUCCUGGGCCUCACCCUGGGGCCCAGCCAUUCCAAACCUACAGGGGAAAGUCUAGGCAGUCCUUUUCUUCAGCAAUGCUUUGAAGAAGCAAAGAAAAUAGUAGAUGAUGCAUACAAAUACUCCAGAGAAGAGAGCCUCAGACGAGUCCGCAAGGAGGUGGUGCAGCCUCAUGAUGCUCUUCGUCUCCUGAAGCAGCCCCGUGGUGACACUCGUUCAGCAGUGCGUUCUGCCGACUACAUGGCACAGACUCUCCGUUUGGUCCAGGAGAAAGUGCAUCAUGUGCACAAGCGCUCCCUCAAUGCAACAGAUUUGCUCACUGACCAAGACUUGAUAGAACUUGCAAGGAUAACUGGAUGUGAAGCCCGAAUCAGGAAUCCACCUUGUCACAACACAGCAAAUAUCAACAAGUAUCGUACAGCCACCAGCGUCUGCAACAACCUAAAAAACACUCGCCUUGGAGCCGCCAACACCCCAUUCACCCGCUGGCUGCCCUCUCAGUACGACGAUGACAUCUCCCAACCGAAAGGAUGGAACAGAAACCGUCGAUUCAAUAACUUCUUGCUUCCACUGGUGCGACAGGUGUCCAACAACAUCCUAAGCACAACAGAUGCAGGAGUCGUCAAUGACACGGAGUACUCUCACAUGGUGACCCUGUUUGGCCAGUGGAACGAUCAUGACCUCACCUUCACACCGUUCUCACCCAGCAUCCGCUCCUUUAGCAACGGGCUGAACUGUGAUGAGAGUUGCGAGCACAGUGAACCAUGCAUCCCUAUCCCGAUCCCUCCAGGAGACCCCCGCAUCCCCUCCCGCCCAGACACUUGCAUCCCGGCCUUUAGAUCCGCCCCUGCCUGUGGAACAGGUUACUCUGCAUUUAAUUUUGGUGGAGAAUCCAGCAAGAGGGAGCAGAUCAAUGCGCUGACGGCCUUUCUGGAUCUGGGGCAGGUGUAUGGCUCUGAUGAAAAGCUGGCUCUUAACCUUCGCAACCUCACCAGUGAUGCUGGCCUGCUUCGGGUUAACACCGAAUUCAAAGACAACGGCCGCGAGCUGCUGCCCUUCCACUCCCUCCAGGUUCAAAUGUGUGCCACUCGCAGAAGAAUCACCAAUGAUACAAACGCCAGGGAGGUACCCUGUUUUAUUGCAGGUGAUGGCCGUGUGGACGAGAACAUCGCCCUAACAUCCAUCCACACCCUGUUCAUGCGUGAACACAACCGUUUGGCUCGCCAGCUGAAGAGGCUGAACCCACACUGGGACAGUGAGACACUCUACCAAGAGGCCCGCAAGAUCAUGGGUGCUUACACCCAGCUGUUUGUCUUUAGGGACUAUCUGCCUCACAUCGUGGGUCCUGCUGCAAUGCGCCAAAAGCUUGGACGUUACCCUGGCUACAACCCUAAUGUUGACCCCAGCAUUUCUAAUGUGUUUGCGACAGCAGCUUACCGUUUCGCUCACCUGGCAAUCCAGCCAUUUUUGUUCCGACUAGAUGCAAACUACAGAGAGCACCCUCGGUUCCCCAGUGUCCCCUUGUUCAAGGCUUUCUUCACCCCAUGGAGAGUGAUCUUUGAAGGUGGAGUCGACCCUUUGCUGCGUGGUCUGUUAGGUGGUCCUGCUAAGCUGGCCACCCAGAACCACAUGAUGGUGGAUGCUCUGAGGGAGAGGUUGUUCCAGUUUGUCAUGCACCUGGCUCUGGACCUGGGUUCUCUGAACAUGCAGAGGGGUCGGGAUCAUGGCCUGCCUGGCUAUAAUGCAUGGCGCAGGUUCUGUGGUUUGUCCCAGCCCCGCAACCAGGCUGAGCUGGCUCAGGUUUUGGGGAAUGCUGAACUGGCUCGUAAGAUGCUGCAGCUCUACGGGACGCCUGAAAACAUUGAUGUGUGGCUUGGAGGCGUUUCAGAGCCAUUUGUGCCCGGCGGCCGUGUGGGGCCUCUGUUUGCCUGUCUCAUUGCAACUCAGUUCCAGAGGAUUCGCGAAGGUGACAGGUUGUGGUGGCAGAACCCCGGUGUUUUUACAGUAAAGCAAAGGCAGGCUUUGUCUGCUGUUACGCUCUCCAGAGUCAUCUGUGACAACACGGGCAUCACAGCUGUGCCUCCUGAUGCCUUCAGCCUCAUCUCAAACAGGAACCGUGUAGUACAGUGCUCCACUCUGCGUCGUCUGGACCUGUCAGCAUGGAGAGAGAGACCCUGUGGCUUUGGAUCUCCUGCUGGUUGUUUAAAGUUUAGUGACGGAGAGGAUAUAACCCAGACAGAUGAACUGAACAAUCUGGACCCUCAGGAUCUCCAUGACCCGUUAGACCCUGUGGACCCUGUAGACCUUCAGGGUCCUCUGGAUCUCCAGGAGCCUCUCAAUCUGCAGGAUCCCAUGGAACAAGAGACCAAUGAGAUCCUGUAAGAUCAUACAGCCUCAGAGGCCUCUCCAGUUCCACCAAUAUUUAAACAUCAGUGCCAUACAGCUGCAGUCUGUUUUCUUGGCCUAUCUGCAAAUACAGCCGUUCCCCAGAGAGAUUCUGUUUCUGUCAAACAACAAACAGAACCAACACAGCACUCUGACAAGCCUGUUUUUGUUCCUUAGCCAUUGGCUCAAUACUUCUUCCAUCGGACCAGAAAGUUGGGACUACAAUGAACAUUUUUAAGCUGGGCUUUAGCGUCUUCUUUUCAGGACGUUUGUUCUUCACUGUGGGACACAAACACACCUUCUCCAGACUGAACUGUCAGCUUCAAAAACACCAGUGACCUCUGGGCUUUAAACUCUGUUUACAUCAGUUCGCUUCUGCAGCAGAUGACCAGAUAAAGACAGAUUAUCCAACUAUAUUCUCAACUUAAUGUUUACUGUAAGAAUAUGGCAUUUUUUUGUUAGUUUUAGCUUAUUAAGCAUAGGUUUUAAUUGAACAAAUCUGUUUCAUUCUGUUACAACUUACAGUCUACUGUAUUUAACCAUAAUUCAACAUAAGGCCAAUUUGGAUGGGAACAAUCAGUAUGAAAUUAGGAAUAUUAAAAAUUGUACUUUAUAAAUGUUAUAAGUUAUGCUUUGUCUGCCAGUAUUUUUGUUAUGCUACAACUUUGUGUUAUAUUGAAUAUUGCAUUCAAUAAAGCAAUUGAGCAAUCACUGUA